AGACUGAGGCGCCGUCGGGACGCGACGCGGCGCGGCGGCGGGGGGAAAAUGGCGCUGACUCAGGGGACCAAGCGGAAAGUCUGCUACUAUUACGACGGGGACAUUGGAAACUAUUAUUAUGGUCAAGGUCACCCCAUGAAGCCUCAUAGGAUCAGGAUGACUCACAACCUUCUUCUCAACUAUGGUCUUUACAGGAAAAUGGAAAUCUAUCGACCUUACAAAGCAAGUGCUGAGGAGAUGACCAAAUACCACAGCGACGAUUACAUCAAAUUUCUGCGGUCCAUUCGCCCAGACAACAUGUCUGAAUACAGCAAGCAGAUGCAGCGAUUCAAUGUUGGAGAAGAUUGCCCUGUGUUUGACGGACUGUUUGAGUUCUGCCAACUUUCUGCAGGAGGCUCCGUUGCAAGCGCCGUGAAACUAAACAAGCAGCAGACGGACAUCGCCGUGAACUGGGCUGGGGGCUUGCACCAUGCCAAGAAAUCAGAGGCUUCUGGCUUCUGUUACGUCAAUGACAUCGUCCUGGCUAUCUUGGAAUUGCUCAAGUACCACCAGAGAGUCUUGUACGUUGACAUCGACAUCCACCAUGGCGAUGGUGUGGAGGAAGCGUUCUACACCACAGACCGUGUCAUGACAGCGUCCUUCCAUAAGUAUGGGGAAUAUUUCCCAGGAACUGGGGAUCUGCGGGAUAUUGGUGCGGGCAAAGGAAAAUAUUAUGCUGUCAACUACCCUCUCCGGGACGGGAUCGAUGACGAGUCUUACGAAGCCAUUUUCAAGCCGGUGAUGUCUAAAGUGAUGGAGACAUUCCAGCCAAGUGCCGUUGCACUGCAGUGUGGCUCGGAUUCCUUAUCGGGGGACAGGUUGGGUUGUUUUAAUCUGACCAUUAAAGGUCAUGCCAAGUGCGUGGAGUUUAUCAAAGGCUUUAAUUUGCCCAUGCUGAUGCUGGGAGGUGGUGGCUACACCAUCCGUAAUGUGGCCCGGUGUUGGACAUACGAGACGGCUGUGGCGUUGAACACAGAGAUCCCGAAUGAGCUUCCUUACAACGAUUACUUCGAAUACUUCGGGCCGGAUUUCAAACUCCACAUCAGCCCUUCCAACAUGACCAACCAAAACACCAAUGAAUACCUGGAAAAGAUCAAGCAACGUCUCUUUGAGAACCUGAGGAUGCUCCCCCAUGCCCCUGGAGUGCAGAUGCAGCCAAUUCCAGAGGACGCCGUGCCGGAGGAGAGUGGCGACGAAGAAGAGGAAGAUCCUGACAAACGGAUUUCCAUUCGCUCUUCGGACAAGAGAAUCGCCUGCGAAGAGGAAUUCUCGGACUCGGAGGACGAAGGAGAAGGCGGACGCAAAAAUGUUGCCAAUUUCAAAAAGGCUAAACGGUCAAAAACGGAAGAACAGGAAAAGGAGGAGGAGAAUAAGAAAGCAGAAGUACACGAAGAGGAGAAGAGAAAAGAAGAACCAGCAGAGGCCAAAAGCAUAAAGGAAGAGGUGAAACCCACCUAA
Protobothrops mucrosquamatus (brown spotted pit viper) is the source of this 1497-nucleotide messenger RNA. It is a transcript of the gene HDAC1, whose product is annotated as histone deacetylase 1. The transcript is spliced from 14 exons. The record is from RefSeq and is a predicted model, not a curated record. NCBI's taxonomy places the organism in Eukaryota, Metazoa, Chordata, Lepidosauria, Squamata, Viperidae. Bases 49 to 1497 code for a protein of 482 amino acids. Gene Ontology annotation, molecular function: histone deacetylase activity.